Molecule: messenger RNA, 987 nt
Organism: Vitis vinifera (wine grape)
Lineage: Eukaryota; Viridiplantae; Streptophyta; Magnoliopsida; Vitales; Vitaceae
Product: xyloglucan endotransglucosylase protein 6
Exons: 4
Coding region: 70-924 (284 amino acids)
Biological process (GO): cell wall biogenesis; xyloglucan metabolic process
Cellular component (GO): apoplast; cell wall
Molecular function (GO): hydrolase activity, hydrolyzing O-glycosyl compounds; xyloglucan:xyloglucosyl transferase activity
Source: RefSeq, a predicted model, not a curated record
ACAAAGGGUACUUCCCAUAAUUCCACUAUAAAUAUGUGAAGGUGUCAGUCACUGGCCUUCAGUUUUGCAAUGUCAACCCUGUUUCUAGUUGCACUGAUGGCUCUGGCCAUUGUCCAAAACUCAGCCAUGUCUGAUGAUUUUAACCAACUCUUCCAACCCAACUGGGCUCCAGAUCACAUUUCCACUGAAGGUGACCAGAUUAAACUCACACUGGACACAAUUUCUGGAUGCGGAUUUGAAUCCAAGAAAAAGUACUUAUUUGGAAAAGUGAGUAUGCAAGUGAAGCUGGUUGAAGGUGAUUCAGCCGGAACAGUCACAGCCUUAUAUAUGGCAUCAGAAGGGCUUAACCAUGAUGAACUAGAUUUUGAAUUCCUGGGAAAUGUGUCUGGAGAACCAUACCUUGUUCAGACAAACGUUUAUGUGAACGGGACUGGAAAUAGAGAGCAGAGGCACACGCUUUGGUUUGAUCCCACUGCUGCCUUCCAUACCUACUCUUUCCUCUGGAAUCGCUAUUCCAUUCUAUUUCUUGUGGAUGAAGUCCCAAUUCGGGUAUUUGCAAACAAGGAAGAAAAUGGUGCACCAUACCCGAAAACCCAAGCCAUGGGGGUCCAGGGCUCGGUGUGGAAUGCAGACGACUGGGCCACACAGGGAGGGAGGGUGAAGACCAAUUGGAGCCAUGCCCCAUUUGUCUCAACUUUUAGAGGCUUUGAGAUUGAUGCUUGUGAGUUGAGUCCUGAGACAGAUGAUAUUGCUAGUAGUAAGUGUGGAAGAGUAGGGGAGUUUUGGUGGGAUAAGCCGAGGAUGAGUGGGCUCAAUAGGCACAAGAGCCACCAACUCAAGUGGGUUCGUAGAAGGCACUUGGUGUAUGACUAUUGCAUGGAUAGUGGGAGGUUCUAUGAAAUGCCUAGGGAGUGCAUUGUUUGAUCUACCUCUCUUAUGAUCUCUUCCAAUAUAUUUGAAAUAAUACGGACUAGGAAAAUUCCAAGA